Messenger RNA from Symbiodinium sp. CCMP2456, 5706 nucleotides. The record is from the annotation of a GenBank genome assembly. NCBI's taxonomy places the organism in Eukaryota, Dinophyceae, Suessiales, Symbiodiniaceae.
AUGGGUUUCUUUGAGGCGUGUACCCUCAUCGUCACCCCCAUCCCUCGAUCCCCCCGCCCGGUCAUUUCUCUUGCUUCUGCCGUCCCGGUUUCUGCCUUCCAACGCCUAUGUCUGGACCUUCGGUCUACCGUACCAGUUCCUGCUACCAGAGUAUCGGACCUCGACACAGACUGGCUGGACAAUGACCUGUCAGCACUGCUUGUUGACACACAAGUCCCGACUCCAUUUAGGGAGUCCUUCGCCCGAAUCGAGCUUUGGCACACGGGCUGCUCUCCCGAUGUCGACAUCUGUGCACUCCAUGUCUAUACGGACGGCUCGGCUUCAGUUGCCGCACAGGACAUUUCGCCAGCAUCCUGGGCCUUUGGUGUCUGGUGUGAGACGUCUCAGGGACUCUUCUACUAUGGCGGGGCUUCGGGGUGUGCGGCUCCACCCAACACCCCGUAUCAUGUGGGUGAGGCUGCGGACACGCCUGUGCAGGCUGAACUGCUUGCCCUCAUUUGGGCCCUUUCAUGGACGGUACAAUAUGCUCUACCCCUGAGCCCCCAGGUCUGCUUCCAUUAUGAUGCCACCAGUGUCGGACUUGGUGUUUUCGGGGAGCACCGGGCCGUCAACUGUGAGACACUGCCAGGGGUGCCGGCCCUAUCUGUUUUCGCAGGGCACAUGAGGCAGUAUGCAGAUCAGCUCCUUCACAUCACUCAUGCUCAUGUCAAAAGCCAUACAGGAUGUGUGCCCAAUGAGCUUGUAGACCAACAGGCCAAGCGCAUCCGACGGGCUCCGGAGUCUGUUUGGGAGCGCUGUAUGCCGCUGUGGCCGGCUCGACUUGCCCGGCACCCGUUAGUUGCUUGGACGUGGAUGUUAUCUUCCUCUUCGCAUGACUUGCCGGCCCUUUUCGCACUGGAAAGCGAGUCCUACAGACUUCAAGGUUCGCCACACCUGCCAGAGGUCUUCCACAGGUAUGGACAUAGGGAGGUCCGCGUCGAUACAGGUCUUGUGCGGAUUGAGAUUGCUGCGGUCUCCUACAACGCUCUUACGCUUAAGGACAAGCGAGGCAAAGGCCAGCCGGCUUCUGUUGAAGAAGUAGGUCUCCGCAUCAUGGGCCGUCGUGCCAUCCUGAUACGCGAACUUGAGAAACAUGCCCCGCUGCUGGUCGGGAUACAGGAAACACGGCUGCAGGAGACAGCGGUGUUGCCGGACAGCCACUACAUAAUGCUGCAGGCUGGGGCCACCGGCCAAGAAGGUGUGGGUGGUUGUGCCCUCUGGAUUUCGAGACACCGCCCCUAUGGCUUUCACGAGGGUAAGCCUCUCUUCCUUCGGGAGGCUCAUGCGACGGUUUCCGGGUAUUCCCACCGACAUAUUCAUGUCUGCCUGGAGGCCCCUUUCCUCCGUUUGUUUGUAUCUGUCCUGCAUGGUCCCUCCCUUGCCAAUCACACAGAGACAGAAGUUUCGGCCUUCUGGAAGGACCGCCUUUGUGAAAUCCGGCGUAGGCCGCAGGGCAUGGAUUACCUCCUUCUUGUUGACUCCAACGCCAGGCUAGGCGACCUGGUCUCGGCAGCUGUUGGACCGCAUCAGGCAGAGUCAGAAACUCUGGCUGGAACGUUGUUUCACGACUUCGUCCUAACUCUGGAUGGCUUUGUUCCGGCCACGUUUUCUGAGUGCCAGACAGGCCCGGGCACGACUUGGUGCGGUACCAAUGGCAGCCUUCAUCGCAUUGACUAUGUUGUGCUUCCUCAGGCUUGGCGCUCCUUUGACAUACAAGCUCGUACACUUACAGGUUUUGAGGCCCUUCAGUUGCGUGAGGACCACACGCCAGUGUACGUUGCUGCUCGCUUUGGCCGCAAGCUGAAACCCGACCGCUAUUUUCAACCAGCCAAGGUUGUGCCUCGGCCACAGCCGGCCCCUGCGGGAGAGCCACGGGCAAAGCAGCUGGCCAUCCUUAGGGAGAUCCGCACGGCCCCGUGGACGGAGGAUGUUGAUUCUCAAUAUGACCACUUUGUCCGUACAUGGUCUGCGGUGGGUGUUCAACUUGACGAUACCCCCGCUCGACAGCUGACGCAGCCACAUGUCAGUGAGGACUCCCUUACACUCAUUGACACCUGCAGGGCCCUUAGGGCCUAUUUACGCCAGGAAGCCCAUGAACGUGAACACAGGCUGAAGAUGAUAGCCUUUGCUUCCCUUGUUCUCCACUGGUGUGGCUCUGCUUUCACGGAGCAGAGUGCCUUGACGGCAAGCAGGUGGCUGUGGCAGCUUGACUGGAGUGAGGCCCGAGCUGUUGCACUCUUGAAGUACUUUGUUGCGGCGUCUCGCAGGGCUAUCCGUGCUGACAGAGUGACCUACCUGCAGGGUCUUGUCACUCUUGUGAGCCAGAGCCAGAUCAGCGAUCCCAAGGCCCUUUACAAGGCGGUGCGGAAGGCCUUCCCUACAGCACGCUCCGCUCGGCGGAGCUCCUUCACGCCUCUCCCUUCUGUCAUUCUUCCCUCCGGGGUCAUGGCCGUCACCCAAGAGGAGAAAGCUGAAGGCUGGCGACAGCACUUUGGCGCGCAGGAGGCGGGAGAGCCUAUGGACUCUCCGGGAUACCUUGCCACUCUUCAAGACCGGCUCAGCCGCCGUACUGUCCCCUUUGAUAUCAACGCUGUUCCCAGCCUUUUUGAGGUAGAGCAAAUCAUCAUGGGCCUUAAGAAGGCCAAGGCCCCUGGUCCAGACGGGAUUUCAAGUGACCUUCUUCGACUUUGUCCUGCUUACUCUGCCAGGCACCUGUUUCCGGUUCUUGUCAAAUCGUCCAUCUCGGUUUGCGAACCCUUGGCUUUUCGGGGGGGCUCACUCCAUUGCUUGGCCAAGAAAGCGGGAGCGGCACUCCGGUGCCAGCAGUUUCGGUCAAUCCUCCUCGCUUCUACGCCGGGUAAGGUCCUUCACCGCGCUACCCGCAAUCGGCUGAUUCCGCUCCUUCAGACGCACGGUAGUCCCACCCAAGCAGGGACAGUGCCAGGGGUGGGCAUCGAGGCCAUGUCUUUGUUGGUGCGCACUUUUCAGGCCAGCCGUCAUCACAGUGUAGGACUGUGGUCCUUGAUUUUCUACGACCUCCAGGCAGCUUUCUACAGAGUCGUCCGUGAGACUCUCUUUGCUACCGAGGCAUCUGACGCUGAACUUUGUCAGCUCAUUCACAAACUUGGCUUGCCUCCGUCCGCCAUGGCUGAAUUGACUCGUCAGCUCCGGACCCUUGCUAUAUUGCCUGAUUUUGGCGCCAGUGCACACUUGGCGGCGGUGGUAGACGACAUGCUGCAGGCGACAUGGUUUACCAUCGGCUUCAACGAUGUUGUCACCCUUACCCGUAAGGGUUCUAGGCCAGGAGAUCCGGCUGCCGACAUCAUCUUCUCGUUGGUUUUUGCGGCCUUUGUCAGAUCGGUCGAAGCUCGCCUUCGAGCUCUCGACCUCUUGCCGGCUGUCACUGUCAAGGGACCCUUGCAUCCAUGGGCUUCUGUGGAUGGCCCCACUGGCUUGGGCCUACCGUCGUGGGCUGAUGACUUUGUGUCGCCCAUUGCUGGAGGCAGUCCGCGGCAGCUGCUCGACAAUUCCCGGCAGACGGCACGUGUAGUGCAAGAAAUUGCCACGGCAAUUGGGAUGAGGCUCACCUAUGCUCCGGACAAGACAGCCGCCCUCUUUCCAUGCGGUGUUGAUUGGCUGCAACACGGCGCGGAGGUUGACCCAGAGCUUGGUGUAGGGUUUGUCGUUGCCGACAGCCUCUCAGGGGAGGCUCACCACGUUCCCAUUGUUGAUGCAUACAAGCACCUUGGCCACAUACUGACGUCCUCUACCAAGCCACAGCCGGACAUACAGCUCAGACGUUCCCGUGCGCAAAGCGUCAUUAAGUUUGUACAUUCCAGUGCCGCGGUUAUUCUUACCGCGGCGACGCAUGAAAAGCUGUGGGAUCGUGCUUUUCUGGAUCUCUGGCGUCCCCUGAUUCCCAGGACUGCGGCGGACAAACAGGCACACUCCUUCGAGGUGCUCCGAACUGCCGAGGCACCGUCACCACCUUUGGCCAUGGCGCAUGCGCGGGCCAAUUUCCUCAGACAGCUUACCAGGCACGGUCCGGCUGUCCUGCGCUUCCACUUGUGGCAGCACUGGCUUGCCCACCCCAAGAGUUCUUGGCUCUCUCAAGUGGAGGCGGAUGUUGACCUUGUUCUCCAAUACCGGCCGGACUUGGCCCCGCUUUUUCCUGCCUCCUCUCGUGUUUCCACGUUGCUUGAGGCCUUGCAGGAGGAUCCCGGAUGGUGGCUUAGUCAGGUAAAAAAGGCCUGCAAGGUCUUUCAGCGAGACCUAGCAUCUUGGCAUCAACAGGGCAGUCCCUCAGUUGCGGCACCCCAGGAGGACGCCGAUGCGACAGUGCCAGUGCGGCCCCAUCAGUGUCCAGUGUGUUCCGCCUGCUUUCAAUUCCGGAAACAUUUGGGAGCUCAUAUGGCCAAGGCCCACAAAACCUGGAGCCCUACCCGGCAUUAUACCUUGGACGUGUACUGCCAUGCCUGCCAUGUUUGGUAUGGCACGGUCUCUCAGGUUAAUUUCCACUUGAAGCGCUACCCUGAGUGCCUACGCAGGGUCAGUAUGCUCUUCCCACCCCUGUCCACUCCCCAGAUACGUUCUGUGGAAUUUGAAGAACAAAAGCUCGCCCGCAAAGUCCGUCAGGGCCAAUGGGCCAGCUACAAGGGGGUGAGACAACGCUCCAUCUUCUACGGUCCACGUACCCCUACGGCUUCCGAGCGCAUGGAGGGAGUAGACUUUUUUGAUGAGAGUUGUUCUCUUUCUGAUCUGCGAAAGGUGUUUCAGCCAGACCCCGCAGAUGUAGAGUGGAUUGAGCAGUACAUUUCAGAGCGCUCUUCGGAAGGUGCCCUGCGGGUACAGGCGCCCCCUCCGCAUUGGGGUGGCACAAGAUGCCAGGGCGUUGUGCUUCGGCAAGCAGAAGGCCAUCCUCAGGUUCGUGUGUUCGCCUCUCCCGUUCCAGGGGCUGCGGUGCUGGGCACAGUUCCCAGUCCAAGCCACGCGGUGGAACUCGGAGUCAUUGAGCCCUUUGUACAGGUUCAAGUGGGUACGAUGACGGGCUGGGUCGGCGCGAAGAACGUGGUCCGAACCCCAGCAGUCUCUGCCACACCUUGGCAGCCCGAGGCUCAUGCAUGGGCCCCAUCGCCACAGCCAAAUCCAGUCGUGGCGCAGCCCCCGUCGCCCUGCCCUGGUGCAGAGCCACCGUUGCCGCUGAAGGUGCCGGGUGCAUGUCCUCCGAGCAUGGUGAGUGCAUCUGCGUCAACCUCUUCAGCUGGCAGUGCUGGCUUCAGCCCUUCGUGGCACCAGGCCUCUGCCAAGUCUGCUUCGUUGCCAUCCUACACCUCGCCCUCAGCAGGGCGACUGCAAGGGCCGGACUAUGACUGGAUACGAAAAGCGAACGGCCCCGGCGAGCGGCAAAUGAGGCGCAGCGCCGCGGAGGAGACGAUCGCCGUAUGUAACGCAGGUGGAUAUGUCUUGGACGGCCGGCAGUUCGACUUGGUUGCGGUUGCCGCGCUGCGCGCACAAACACGCCUUGUCCAUGGACCCCACGCGAUGCAGAAGGGGGCCCCAAAAGCGCGGCUGCAGCGCCAUGCGCCAGGCCGCCUGCUUGACGUGGCAUGUGAGCUGACGUCUUGGGGGCGCAAGGUUGCCGUGGUCAACGCUGCAUCAGCCUACCAU